This is a messenger RNA of Lycium barbarum (goji berry), 8082 nucleotides long. RefSeq names its product helicase and polymerase-containing protein TEBICHI. The coding region runs from base 181 to 6585 and encodes 2134 amino acids. Gene Ontology annotation, molecular function: DNA binding; DNA-directed DNA polymerase activity; ATP binding. Lineage: Eukaryota; Viridiplantae; Streptophyta; Magnoliopsida; Solanales; Solanaceae. The transcript has 27 exons. Gene Ontology annotation, biological process: double-strand break repair; DNA-templated DNA replication. The record is from RefSeq and is a predicted model, not a curated record.
AGUAUCAAAUACUACUUUGUUCCCCUUGUCAGUGCUCUCUAGUGCGCGGUCUUAACAGAGAUUCAAAUAGCUUGUUGAAACUUUGAUUCGUAACCACAAAAACAAACUUCCAAUUUCAAAUCCAUGAAAGCCAACACAAAUUUGUGAACAAAUAUUCAAUUGGGGUUUCUUCUUCUUCUAAUGGCUUCUGAUACUCCUCGAGCACGCAUUGAUCAAUUCUUUGCUUCAAAAAAGAAGAGGAAGUCCCUAUCACCAAGUCUGAAACCUGCAAGAGCCAGGAAAGAUGUUAAGACUUCACAGGAAGGGUCUCCUUGCACGAAAGGUUCGUUGGAUGGGUUUUUAGUGACUUCUCAGGAUGAUAGUAAACCUUCGCACGAAGCUAGAGGCACACCGGUUAAGAGAAACCUGACAUUAGAGAUUGGUCCAUAUCUAAGAGAUGAAAAUAAAGAGAGUAAUUUUUUGGUGGAAGCACAAUCUACAACUUUUGAUACAAAAACUUCAAAGGAGAAGUCUGUUAUUUCCCCUGACUCACAUGUUGUUGAAAAUAGAGGUCAUGGAGAAGAUGUCUUGGUUACUACACAGGUUACCGGAAACUCAGAACUUAAGCAAUUUGCUACGAACUUCUUGUCAUUAUACUGCAGUUCAAGUUUACCUUCAGCGCAGAAUGAGGGUGCUAGUAAACGGAGUGGUAGCCCUUCCAUUCUUGAUGCGGAUAAUGAGAAUGCAAAGAGAAUCCGCUGCAUCUCGAGUGAAAAUAAUUCUAAUAUCAACAGAAACUCUAAUUCUGAGGGCGCAACUUUAAAUUCUAUUGAGAUAACAGAGGGGAAUACAUCAGGUGAAGCUCGGAUAAGCUUGAGAAAAUGCAACAAUCUACCUGUCAUUGGGUCAACUGAAUCUGAGACACCUGGUUCAACAUCUACGAAGCUUCGUGUUGGUGAUACUCCCAAGUCAAGUCGUGGUAGCUCCAUUUUUUCACCCGGCGAAACAUUUUGGAAUGAAGCAAUUCAGGUUGCUGAUGGUUUGUUUGCCGGAAGUGAUAAAUUUUCUCUUCAAGCAGCACAAGAGUCUGACGCUUUGAAAACUCAUAAUGAGAUAAUCAAUUCCAAUAAUCUUGGAAAUGGAGAGUGUGGCAAUAAGUCCCACAAAACAUUUAAUGAAGGUAUAGAGACAGUUUCUGAUGCCGGCGUUUUUUCUGCUGUUGGUUCAUUGAGGAAGUUGGGAAAGGAUCUGGAUGGAGAGAAGUCCCCCAUGCCGGUUAAGCAUUUUGAUUUUGCCUCUGACGAGAAAAAUUCCGAUGCUUUACAAUCUCACAGAAGUAACAUGGACAUCCAGACUAUUAGUGGCAAAGGAUCCCAAGAUCAUGUAAAUUUGAGUAGCUAUCCUGUCCUCAGCCAUUGCAAGGCAGCUCAAGCAAAAGGCAAGAUCCUUGAAGUUCAAAACAUGACUCCAGAAUGUCGUGCUGCUAAGGGUAACAAGAAUGUGCUUAUCCACGAUACUGAUAUAAUGGCAUCAACGACACCUCCGGAGAAACUUAAUAGUUGUACAGCUAAUUCCUUAUCAAGUAAAGACAACACUCCUUCAAGUAUGGCACCACUAAAGAAUCAUUUAGAUCUCAACCAUUGGCUACCUUCUGAAAUAUGCAACAUUUACAGGAAAAAGGGUAUUUCAAAAUUGUACUCAUGGCAGGUUGAUUGUCUUCAAGUGGAUGGAGUUUUGCAGAACCGGAAUCUUGUAUAUUGUGCUUCUACCAGUGCUGGUAAAAGUUUUGUUGCCGAGAUAUUAAUGUUACGGAGAAUUUUAUCAUCCGGAAAAAUGGGUCUUCUUGUGCUUCCAUAUGUAUCCAUUUGUGCAGAGAAGGCAGAACAUCUUGAGGUCCUUCUGGAACCAGUUGGGAAGCAUGUUCGCAGUUAUUAUGGUAAUCAGGGAGGUGGUAGUCUUCCAAAGGAUACCGCUAUAGCUGUCUGCACUAUUGAGAAGGCAAAUUCCUUAAUUAACCGACUGCUAGAAGAGGGUCGUUUGUCAGAGCUUGGUAUCAUUGUGAUUGAUGAACUCCACAUGGUUGGAGACCAGAAUAGGGGUUAUCUAUUGGAGUUGAUGCUGACCAAGCUUCGCUAUGCAUCUGGUGAAGGAAAUACAGAGUCAUCCAGUGGAGAAACUUCAGGUAUGAGCAGUGGAAAAGUUGGCCUUGCUGGCAGCCUCCAAAUUGUUGGCAUGAGUGCAACUCUACCCAAUGUGACAGCAGUCGCCGAUUGGCUUCAAGCAGCUUUAUAUCAGACCGAGUUUCGACCUGUUCCAUUGGAAGAAUAUGUAAAAGUCGGUAACACAAUUUAUAACCAAAAAAUGGACAUUGUCAGGACAAUCUCAAAAGCAGCUGAUCUUGGUGGUAAAGAUCCAGAUCACAUCGUGGAGCUCUGCAAUGAGGUUGUCCAAGAAGGCCACUCAGUGCUAAUUUUCUGCUCAAGUCGCAAAGGAUGUGAGUCUACUGCUAGGCAUGUGGCGAAGUAUCUUAAAAGAUUUUCCUUGAACCACCUGAGCAGCCAAAAUGAGUCAAUUGAUAUUACCUCUGCAAUUGAUGCUUUGCGAAGAUCUCCAGCUGGGUUGGAUCCUAUUCUGGAAGAGACUCUUCCUGCUGGUGUUGCCUAUCACCAUGCUGGACUCACGGUUGAGGAAAGAGAAACAGUUGAAACCUGUUACCGCAAAGGACUUGUACGUGUCUUAACAGCUACAUCAACCUUAGCUGCAGGGGUUAACCUCCCUGCCCGGAGAGUUAUUUUUCGACAACCGCGUAUUGGUCGUGACUUUAUUGAUGGCACAAGAUACCAACAGAUGGCUGGUCGGGCUGGUCGGACUGGUAUAGAUACAAAAGGAGAGAGUGUGCUGAUCUGCAAACCAGAAGAGGUCAAACGAAUAAUGGCACUUGUUAAUGAGAGCUGUCCACCGUUGCAUUCUUGUUUAUCUGAAGAUAAGAAUGGGAUGAUCCAUUCAAUAAUGGAAGUUGUAGCUGGUGGUAUUGUUCAAACAGCUAGUGACAUUAACCGGUACGUUAGGUGUACCCUUCUCAAUUCAACAAAACCAUUUGAUGAUGUGGUUAAAUCAGCACAAGAUUCUCUUCGCUGGUUAUGCCAUAAAAAAUUUCUUGGAUGGAGUGAAGAUACCAAGUUAUACACAGUCACACCUCUUGGUCGUGCAUCUUUUGGCAGUUCUCUCUCUCCUGAAGAAUCACUGGUUGUCUUGGAUGAUUUGAUUAGAGCGAGGGAAGGGUUUGUGCUUGCAUCUGAUCUGCAUGUUGUUUACUUAGUGACACCCAUUAAUGUUGAUCUUGAGCCUGACUGGGAACUGUAUUACCAGAGGUUCAUGGAGUUGUCUGCCCUGGAUCAGUCAGUUGGCAAUCGGGUUGGAGUUCAAGAACCCUUUUUGAUGCGAAUGGCUCAUGGUGCUCCAGUUCGUACAUCGUAUAGGUCAAAGGCUGGUACUAAAGGGUUGCAGGGAAAGUUGGAUAAUAGAUCUCUGAAUGACCAUAUGCUUUCAGAUGAGCACAUGCUUCGCGUCUGUAGGAGAUUCUUUGUGGCUCUUAUACUGUCAAGGCUCGUGCAGGAAGUGCCAGUUGUCGAGGUUUGUGAUGCAUUUAAGGUCGCAAGGGGUAUGGUUCAGGCUUUACAAGAAAAUGCUGGAAGGUUUGCUUCCAUGGUUUCUGUUUUUUGUGAGAGGCUUGGUUGGCAUGACCUUGAAGGAUUAGUAUCAAAGUUCCAAAAUCGUGUCUCAUUUGGAGUGAGGGCAGAGAUUGUAGAGCUCACCACCAUUCCAUAUGUUAAGGGUUCCCGAGCUCGAGCACUGUAUAAAGCUGGUUUCCGAACACCUGAAGCAAUUGCUGAAGCAUCAGUUCCUGAGAUUGUCAAAGUACUUUUUGAGUCUUCAUCAUGGGCUGACCAAGGUUCUGCACAACGGAGGAUCCAAUUAGGAGUUGCGAAAAAGAUAAAAAAUGGUGCACGCAAGAUUGUUCUUGAUAAAGCUGAGGAAGCAAGGCUUGCCGCAUUCUCAGCAUUCAGGUCGCUUGGACUUGAUGUUCCAACGCUUGCCCAGCCUGUCAUAUCUACUGCUGCUGGACAUAAUGCUCACAAAGAAGCUAGUACCUCCUCUGCAGAAGGGUCAACUAAUAGCUUUGUUAGCCGGGAGAACACGAAUCAAGUCCUUCCGACAUUACCCCAAGAAAGAAGUAAGGAGGUCAAUAUCACUAUUCCUGAUGCAGGAGCAGAAAAUGCAAAAGGGAAAAGAGUUGCUGACAAAGUGGUAUUUGAUAUAGAAGGAUCUAAUCGUAGCGGUGAAGUUAAUGAAACUACUCAUCAUAUUGAUAAUACAGAGACUUCCCCUUAUCCAACUUUAAGAGUUAAGGGCAUCGAAGGAGGUGGUACCUGUGAAAAUCAUAAUCCUGUUGGGGAACAACACUGCAAAGGAGCUGAGAUAUGUAAUGGAAGAGUCAAAGAAACAACAGAGAAGGGUCCUAUGAAUGCGACUGCUGUGGCUGGUGGAUUUGAUUCAUUCCUGGGUCUCUGGGAAGCUGCUGGGGAGUUCUAUUUUGAUGUCCAUUUCAGCAAAAAGUCUGCACUGAACAGCAUUGCCCCAUUUGAAAUAUAUGGCAUAGCCAUUUGUUGGGAAGAUUCUCCUGUCUAUUAUGUAAAUCUUCCGAGGGACUUAUUUUGGUCCAAAAGCAGAAAGAAUAGCCAAUCAUCGCCCAUUACCGGUGGUGAUAUUGGGAAUGCUCUACCACCAAAGCUUCAGUGGGAGAUAGCAAUACAACGCUGGAAUAGAAUUAGUACCAUAAUGAGGAAAAAAGAUAUAAAAAAGUUUACAUGGAACUUAAAAGUUCAGAUUCAGGUACUCAAGCAUCCUACUGUUUCAGUUCAGAGAUCUGGUGGCUUGAGUCUUUUGGUCAAAUCUCUUGGUGUGGAUCUAAUUGACAACAAUUGCUAUCUGUUGUCUCCUGUUCCCGUUCAAGAUGCAAUUGACUUGUGUAUAGUAGCUUGGAUCCUCUGGCCUGAUGAGGAGAAAGGUUCUAACCCUAGUAUAGAAAAGGAAGUGAAGAAAAGGUUAUCCAUUGAGGCUGCUGCUGCCGCUAAUCGAAACGGUAGAUGGAAGAAUCAGAUGCGACAAGUUGCUCAUAAUGGUUGUUGUCGUCGAGUAGCACAAACACGAGCCUUGUGUUCUGUUUUAUGGAAACUAGUCAUUUCUGAAGGACUUGUUGAGGCACUUGGAGCAACUGAAAUGCCAUUGGUCAAUGUUCUUGCAGACAUGGAGCUCUGCGGAAUAGGCGUUGACAUGGAAGGAUGCCUACAGGCACGACAAAUUCUGGGAAGAAAGCUGAAGAUUCUGGAAAAGGAAGCUUACAAGUUGGCUGGCAUGACUUUUUCAUUGUACACAGCAGCAGAAAUUGCGAAUGUACUCUAUGGGCAUCUACAGCUUCCUAUUCCAGAAGGACGUAAAAAAGGAAAACAGCACCCUAGUACCGAUAAGCAUUGCUUGGAUUUGCUAAGGAAUGAACAUCCAAUAGUUCCUAUAAUUAAAGAGCACCGCACCCUAGCAAAACUCUUGAAUUGUACAUUGGGGUCAAUUUGCUCACUUGCUAGACUAUCUAUGAGGACACAGAGGUACACACUGCAUGGUCAUUGGCUCCAGACGUCAACAGCAACAGGGCGACUGUCAAUGGAGGAACCAAAUCUUCAGUGUGUUGAACAUAUGGUUGACUUCAAAAUGAAUAACGAGGAUAAAGACAUUUGUCCGCUAGAUGUCAAUAAUUAUAAGAUCAAUGCGCGUGAUUUUUUUGUAUCUACUCAGGAGAAUUGGUUACUGUUAACAGCAGAUUAUUCCCAGAUAGAACUAAGAUUGAUGGCUCAUUUCUCUAAAGAUUCCUCGUUGAUCGAGCUGCUUAGUGAACCCCAAGGUGAUGUCUUCACCAUGAUUGCUGCAAAAUGGACAGGUAAAACAGAGUCUAUUGUGAGUCAAGGGGAGCGGGAUCAAACUAAAAGGUUGGUUUACGGCAUUCUUUAUGGAAUGGGAGCUAAGAGCCUUGCAGAUCAAAUCGAUUGUAGUUCAGAUGAAGCAGCUGAAAGAAUAGAAAGCUUUAAAAGAUCCUUUCCUGGUGUUGCUUCCUGGCUACAGGAAGCAGUUACAUCCUGCCGUGAGAAAGGUUAUAUAGAGACCCUCAAGGGACGAAAGCGUUUCUUGGCAAAAAUAAAUUUCGGAGACAGUAAGGAAAAGUCCAAAGCUCAGAGGCAAGCUGUGAAUUCUAUCUGCCAGGGGUCAGCUGCAGACAUUAUCAAGAUUGCAAUGACAAGCAUCCACUCUGUGCUUGAUAAUUUUGAGAAGUCUCCAUCCCAUUCUGCGGUUCAUGAAAAGUUUCAUGUGCUUAAAGGACGUUGUCGGAUCAUUUUACAGGUUCAUGAUGAAUUAGUACUUGAGGCUGAUCCUUCUGUUGCAAAGGAAGCUGGAUUGUUGUUGCAGACGAGCAUGGAAAACGCUGUUUCUCUUCUUGUCCCACUGCAUGUGAAACUGAAGAUUGGGAGCACAUGGGGAUCGUUGGAGCCUUUCUAGGCCAGAGAAUGAAUAGGUUUAAAUGUGGACAUUUGUUGGUAAAUUUUAAAACUAUCAGUUGCUUCAUGCUGUUCGAACAGUAUCAACAGCAGUUAUUUUCAGCAGUUUCCUCUCAAACUGGACAGUCUUUAUCUAACAGACCAAACAAUGAUGUUCGCAUGGCAUGCAACGGUAUAAUUUCGUGUGGAUUAGCUGCUCGUCAAGGUUAUAAUGCACUCUUUGUUGGCGUGUUUCAUAAUCUCACAACUUCUGUACAAGAAAAGGAUCUGAUUGAUGGAUCAGGUUACUUGAAGGAAGUGGGAAGGACAGAGGAAGGGACUUUUCACUUUAUUGAACAAAAUCUGCCCUUGUUGGUGCUCUGAUAAUUUUUUUAAACUAUGAUAUGAAGUAAUAUUGUGAUGAGGGAGCUCAGAACCAAGGCCGCUUUUCAAUAUUUUGAGAGCAUGAGAUAUCAAGACUCUGCUGAUGAGAUUUUCCUUAUUGUCUCCUGAGCAUGCUGCUUCACCGUGUUGUAAGCCGACAAGCAACUUAGAGGGGAAUGUGCUCAGAGAAACUCAGAGAAAGCGAUGCUUAAUAGUGAAGUGUAAUAUUGUAAGUGUCAAUUAAUGGCAGGGUAAUACAUAUCCAGAGAACCAAGGAGUAGUCCAAGUGGCGGAAGAUUUGUAGGUGCUGAAUGCUUGAUGCUUAAGUUUCAAAUCCUAGUGGAGCCAUAUUCGUUAUUCAAGCUUGUGUUGGCCCUGGGCUACGAAUCUUGUGGUGUGUCUCAUGCUCUUUAGUCGGGCAAUGAAUGGUUCCAAUGCAUUUAUUGGUCCCCUAAAGCCCAAAAAACAAGGGAAAAAGAAAAUUUCCGGGGAAGCAAUGGGCAUAGGAUAAAUACUUUUCCAUUGUCUAAGCCCUCAAAGUUUAGUCGAUGCGGAUCUCCAGGAACAUUUCGGGUUUCUAUGAAUUGCCAUGCGAGGAUAUUGAAUGUCUUCUGGUGCAUUUUCUGCUGUAUAUUCCCUGACAUCUGUUGCAUGUGGAAUUCGUUAAUGGUGUUUGAGAAAGUUAAAUUGCUGUAUUUUUGGCUCUCUUAUGGAAGAACAGCCUGGGCCAUGGAAGAUCCACAUCCUGUCACAUUGUUAGCAGAGGGUAGAGACAAAACAAUCUCAGGGGGUUGGGAUCUGAAGGCAUGCAGCUGUGUUAGCAACUUUCCUGGCAGUCAAAUUUGGAAAUAUAGAGCACACCCGAAAGGCUGUUCUCAUUGCUUGGAAGACCUCAUUGGAAGUUGCUGUGAUACGCGACAACUAGAGACAAUCAGAGGAGUUUUGAUGGUAAGUCGAAUCCAGAAUAACUGAAGUCUAUUUUUGCUUUAUUCCAGAUUGCUGAUGUUUCUGUACCUAGCAGAGAUUGAAUAGUGUCAACCAAGAGAUUGGUGGGAGAACUCAAAAAGAAAAUAAGAGUUACUAGUUGUUCUUGAAAACAUUGAACUAAUACAAAUAGAAAACACUGUUGGCUUCA